CUACAGUGAUCUGCUACCUGGAUUGCUGGUCCCCACGGCGCUCACUGCGGCCCACAUGACCUACUCUUCGCGCACACCCAUUGAACUAAACCUGGGAACUCUGGGUUCAUUAAUGGCCAAGGCCCUGGUGCUAGCGAGCACUCCUUUUCAAAGUGGCAGCUCUUGGAACAUCACCACACGCAGAAAAUUCAAGCAAGGAACCAUGUGCAUCUUCAACGCACACAGUAAGAUGAUAAACGACACUGCCGCCGAAUGGGACGAGACGACGGCGUCGACGCUCUUUGCCUGGAGCCUGUCCGUGCAGCUGGCAUUGGGGUCUUUGUUGGCAGUCCACAAGCAGCGCGCACUUAUGGGAGACGACAGCCAAAGCAAGGCCGCCCAGCGAACCCUGAUGCGACGCUUCUGUCUGCUGUCGUGCGGUGCUUCUCAGGAGAGCGAGCCAACGGCUCUGGCUGUUCGCGCCCGGUGUCUCGUGCCCCUGACAGGCCUCCACGAGUUCGCCGAGGCCUUUGGCUGCCCAAAGGGCUCGGCCAUGAACCCGACCGUCAGCUGCCACAGUGACAACCCGCCGAUCUUAGCACACGCGGCGUAGUACAGGAGAAGUGUGCACUUACUUUUAAACGCUAUCCACAUCAAUUAGUGGGGGAUCUUGGGUCUGACAAAGGCUUAAAGUUAAUUUAUAUAGGAACAUACUUAAGAUACUUAAAUUGAAAUGAUGAUGUUAAGUGGGGCAGCGAGCCCGCGUUGUGCCCAAUGUGUAAACUAAUCCACCACUGCACUUCAACACAAUGUGGUGAACAUUCUGCUUUUUUACGAGACUGGUUUCAUUUCUACCAUAUAUUAAAAAAAGAUAU
This is a messenger RNA of Dermacentor andersoni, 854 nucleotides long. Its product is annotated as neprilysin-1-like. NCBI's taxonomy places the organism in Eukaryota, Metazoa, Arthropoda, Arachnida, Ixodida, Ixodidae. Gene Ontology annotation, molecular function: metalloendopeptidase activity. The record is from RefSeq and is a predicted model, not a curated record. Gene Ontology annotation, biological process: protein processing. Gene Ontology annotation, cellular component: plasma membrane.